Molecule: messenger RNA, 1686 nt
Organism: Sturnus vulgaris (Common starling)
Lineage: Eukaryota; Metazoa; Chordata; Aves; Passeriformes; Sturnidae
Gene: DRG1
Product: developmentally regulated GTP binding protein 1
Molecular function (GO): GTP binding; GTPase activity
Source: RefSeq, a predicted model, not a curated record
GCUGGGGGCUCUUGUCCGCAUAAAUCAUGUCAGAUUAUCUGCUAAACAGUCGUAGAAUCACAGAAGGGGUUGGUUGGAAGAGACCUUAAAGAUCAUUUCGUUCUAGAUCCUGUCAUGGCAGAGACACGUUCCACUAGAUCAGAUUGCUCAGAGCCCUAUUUAACCUGGCCUUGAACACUUGCAGAGAUGGGGCAGCCACAGCUUCUCUGGGCAGCCUGUUCCGUCCUCAGUUCCUCUUGUCCUACCCGGUACAGGACCUCUAACCAUGAUCAGUGGCCUUUCCUAGGACUGAGCUGGAGCCUGAAGUGUAGAUGGAAGUGCUUUUAUAUUUUGGCUCAUAUAAUCUGGUGUUUGCAGAAAUCUUAAGGCUUUUACAUGAAGAAGCACCUUUGCAGCAGCCACCUGUUUUUAUAUAUGAAGUUGUGGAUUUUCUAAGCUGCAGUGCUUAAAGGAAAUGCUUCACUUAGACUCAAGUCAAAUACAGUCUACUGUGAAGCUUUGCAGCCAAGAUUUUAUGUCAUGGAAUGCUACAGAGACAAGGUGGUGCAAGGCAAUAAAGAUUGUGAACAAUCUGUUUCCCACCCUCAUCCUUCUUCUAGGAAAGCUUACUUGGCUUUUGUUCAGGCAGUAUUAAAAAUAAUAGUGUAUCUGCUGUCCAGAACAUUAGAAGAUAGAAAAUGUCAAUCAUUAGACAAAUACUUCUACUCCUUAUUUACAGGUUUUGAUGUUGCAAAGACGGGUGAUGCCCGCAUUGGGUUUGUGGGUUUUCCAUCAGUGGGGAAAUCCACUCUUCUAAGUAAUCUUGCUGGUGUGUAUUCUGAAGUGGCAGCCUAUGAAUUCACUACACUGACUACUGUUCCUGGAGUCAUUAGGUACAAAGGAGCAAAGAUCCAGCUGCUUGAUCUGCCAGGAAUUAUUGAAGGUGCCAAAGAUGGUAAAGGCAGAGGACGGCAGGUCAUUGCAGUUGCUCGAACUUGUAAUCUCAUUCUGAUUGUUCUGGACGUGCUGAAACCUCUUGGCCACAAGAAAAUAAUUGAGAAUGAACUGGAGGGAUUUGGAAUUCGUCUGAAUAGUAAGCCCCCCAAUAUUGGCUUUAAAAAAAAGGAUAAAGGAGGCAUUAACCUUACAGCCACAUGUCCUCAGAGUGAGCUGGAUACUGAGACAGUGAAGAGCAUCUUAGCAGAGUACAAAAUCCACAAUGCUGACGUCACACUGCGCAGCGACGCCACUGCCGAUGACCUGAUUGACGUUGUGGAAGGAAACAGGGUUUACAUCCCAUGCAUUUAUGUCCUAAAUAAAAUUGACCAAAUUUCCAUUGAAGAGCUAGAUAUCAUUUACAAAGUACCCCACUGUGUACCGAUAUCUGCUCAUCAUCGCUGGAACUUUGAUGAUCUGCUGGAGAAAAUCUGGGACUACUUGAAACUAGUCCGAAUCUACACCAAACCUAAAGGGCAGCUCCCAGACUACAGCUCUCCUGUGGUGCUACCUUCCUGCAAGACCACAGUGGAGGAUUUUUGCAUGAAGAUCCACAAAAAUCUCAUAAAAGACUUUAAAUAUGCACUGGUCUGGGGUUCAUCUGUUAAACACAACCCUCAAAAAGUUGGUAAAGACCAUACUCUUGAAGAUGAGGACGUUAUUCAGAUUGUGAAGAAAUAAACUUAUUCUUACAUGGUUUGCUGUGCCUGA